Molecule: messenger RNA, 1224 nt
Organism: Capronia coronata CBS 617.96
Lineage: Eukaryota; Fungi; Ascomycota; Eurotiomycetes; Chaetothyriales; Herpotrichiellaceae
Exons: 1
Coding region: 1-1224 (407 amino acids)
Source: RefSeq, a predicted model, not a curated record
AUGUCCACACAGCCCUCCCUUGCUGCUGCUGCUGCUGCUUCUUCUUCUUCUUCUCAACCCACGACAUCUACAAGGAUUGAGCUGUACCAACCCACCCUCAAGACCGUCCCCGCGGCCAUUUCCGCCCUGUUGGCUGAAUACUCCGGGAUCCCGCCCGAGGCGCAGAAAGCACAUAUCACAGCCGUCCGGGACCGGGCGUACGCAACACAUCCGUACCCGUGUCUCGGCCGGUGGCGGUUCCUGGAACUCGAUCUGGCCAGCCAUCCACUCUACCAUGGCGAGAUACUGGCUGCUCUGGCCAAACGUAGACUCCAACCUGAAACUAAAGCCCAUGUGGUGGUGGACGUCACCGACACCGACAACAACAACAUCAACGACUGGAUCUUUCUCGAUCUAGGCUGCUGUCUAGGCCAAGACCUGCGCAAACUCAUCUACGACGGCGCCGACAUCCGUCGACUCUACGGGGCCGACUUGACCCCGGCGUUCGUGGAGAUCGGAUACGCCCUGUUCCGCGACGAGGACCGGUUCCCGCGCGCCCAACACUUCAUCACGCCCGCGGACGUGUUUGAUUUCUCGGAGGACAGCGAACUCAGUCGGCGGUGUGAUGGGCGCGUCGGGAUCCUGCAUUGCUGCGCGGUGUUUCAUCUGUUUGGGCUGGAGUUGCAGAAAGUCGUUGCGCGGCGAUGUUUGAAGUUGGUUGAUCGAGGGAAGAAGGAGGCGACGGAAAAGAAGACGGAGGAGAAGCCGACAACGACGACAACGACAACGACAACGACAACGUCAACGUCAACGUCAAGCGGGAUCUCGGAUAAAAGAGUUCUCAUAUGUGGUGCGCAAACGGCGAAUGUUCGGGCAGGCGAAUAUCCUCGUGGUCGGGCAGGGGCUGACGGUCAGGUCAGAUACCGCUUCCGCCAUAACGAGCAGAGCUGGAGAGAGAUGUGGGAGGGAGUGAUUGGCCAGGAUGAGGGGUGGAGGGAGAGAAUCGUCAAGAUCGAUGUCCAUGCUGUCUUGGAGGAGAGGAUGUUUGGUGACGAGACGCAAGCCAGCAGCACUGGUGAUGGUACUGGAACUGGCUCUGGUAGUGGUACUGGUGCUGAUAGCGGUAUGCGUGCUGUACCUCCUCCUGGUAAGGAGAGUGAGAUGAUCAAUUCGCAAAGACAGAUUGGGAGUGUCGAGGAGGGAUUUCGGUGGAUGAAGUGGUGGGUUUGGAUCGAAUUCGCAUAG